Orbicella faveolata is the source of this 3930-nucleotide messenger RNA. RefSeq lists its product as uncharacterized. NCBI's taxonomy places the organism in Eukaryota, Metazoa, Cnidaria, Anthozoa, Scleractinia, Merulinidae. The record is from RefSeq and is a predicted model, not a curated record.
GUUGUAUUCAUCAUAAUGGACUGGGUAUCUGUUUUGAUGAAUACAACUCCCAUGAUUCACUGCAGGCGCGUCUCAUAGAGGGGCAUGUUGGCCAUAAGCCAAUUGGGAAAAGACAAGAUUGUAGAAUACAAGCCGAAAUCAUGCGAUUUACAACUUAUGUUUUUGAGUGUUUGUCCAACAUCCUGAGUGAUUAUAUGAGUCUCAUGUGCAAUUAUGGUUUGCUUAAUAAGCCACUAGUUUAAUUAGAUUUUAGAUGAAUUUUGGGAGGUUGAAUAGUCAAUUACCAUAGAUUUUACAACUGGAAUAGAAAGCGUUUUUUAUCAGUUCUGUUUAGACUACUGGUAAUGCGAGCUUCGGUUUAGGAAAACGAGGAAAGCUGCUAGGCAAAGAGUGUUCAUGAUCAAUUAAAAUCAUUUAACAGUGGGAACAGAGUAUCUUAGUAAAAUAUAGAUUAGCUUCGUAAAGAUACAUUACUUAUAUAGAGGUGACGCAAAACCGAAUAGGAUCGAGAAUAGGAAACGUUCUCAUAAAUUAACCUAAGUGGAACUUACUGUUGUGUAACUGGUCUGCUUGUACCAGACCCCUACUGGUGACCAGGAAAAUUGAGCUAAUUAGAUUCAAAUAUUCUAAUGGAUGUGAAGCAGUGUUUCUAGUUUUAAUAUCGAGUUUUUUCCUUUAUCUCUAUAAUUUAGUAAGUGUUAGUAUUACUAAAGGAUGUUUGUAAAAAAUCUCAGUAUGCAAUGUAAUAGUACAGUAAAUUAAAAAAAGAUAUAGUCAUCAGAAACUCCGUUUGAUUCGAUUUAAUGAGUGUAAAGCAAAUUGUCAGGGAACAGGAGAGAGACGACCUAAAGCCGUACCCAUCAUCAAAUGUUAGCCAAACGCUAUUUGAUCAAGCUAUCGUAAGAAUUAACCAAAAAAAUUAUCGAAAAAACAAAACGUUCAUAUCGACGGCGAUCAAUUUCAUGCCACGUCGGGGGUGACUUCAAACUUGAGGGUUGUCCCAGCGGGUUCUGUGCUUACCCGUCGGAAUGCGCCAGGGCGAGCCAAAAAAACACUACUCACACUUGCCUCUAACGGGCUACGACUUGUAAUAUGCGAGGACCUGGGUCGUAUGCACCUCCAGUAUUGUGUAUGUGAAACUGCUGUUUAUGUGUUAAGCUUUUCAAGUAAGCGCAAACACAUGUGCUAGGGAAAAGAAAUGUCUCAAAUAUGUAGGUUCACUUAGCAUAAGUAUUGGAGCUUUCCUUACGUAUACGAAGACUGACUGCUUAAUAGUCAUAAUAGCCUCGGCCUCCUCGCAGCACUAGACUUUCGGCACAGCAUGCGUGGUGUUACGGCACAAAAGAUUAUCCGUUAAAAGCAUCAAUUCAAGUUGAACCAUUGUGGUGAAGCUAUCUUGGGUUACUUCUGCUCUGAUAACACUUAGAAGGUCACAGCUUGUGCCGCUAAUUGGUUAGAAUGAUUCAUUCACAACAAUGGCUAUUGUUGUGUUAGUCAAAGAAGUGUCUUGACAACCAAAACAACCGACUGGCGACCACAUGCAUUUUUGCGCGUAGUCGAUGUCUGCCGGCGUUGUGUGUCGUCUUUUACGUUUAGCACAAUAGCGUUGGAUUCCCAAACGUUUGCCACGGUGUAGGAAAAUGCCAGAGCCUCUCCGUAACAGAAUGAAGCAGGAUAGACUGCGGCGAGAGACGCAAGAAAAGUAUGAACGGUCGUUAUUUACUCCAGCAGGAUUGAAAACGUUCAGGCUGCAGCCAUCUAUUGACAAUACAUCAAUUAUGAAGUAUCAGUCAAGGCCAUCCAGUACAGCGUCAUCCGCUGGCCAGUCUCAAAGGCGCAGUUCUACCCCCCAUCCUCCAGCACCUACCGCUCAGAGGUCCGGAAGCGCUGGAAGGACCAAUGGAGCGAGGAACCAAGUGACAAGGUCCAUCGGUACACAGACAAGUCUUGAGAGGGCAGCUAGCGCAGGCGCAGUAAGGGAGAAACCACCCGCUUCAGAUAACAGAUCACGUGACAGGGCAGGCUCGUCUCUUAGCAACCACAGCGUAACCUACAGUUCACGCAGUACCUCUUGUCAGCCCACUCGCAUGUAUCACAGCGAAGGCAUCCGAAGUGCAGCGAAGCUAAACCGACCGCCGAGCAAGGUCUAUGUGUGCCAAGAAGAACGAGAUCGGGCCCAAUCGGCAGGCCUCCAGCGCGCAAAGUCUCCGUCGAGAUUCGACGGAACUCCUGUUGAACUGCCUGGGUUUAUGAAAUCUAACUACUUCCUUCAUCAUGAAGAUUUGAGCAUGGGACAGAAACAGUACAUCUGGGGGGUGGCACGGAUUUACUCCGUCACACAACUUAUGAGUUUGAAACAGAGACAGUACCAAAAUCUGCUGGAUUACGAGUUCAGCAGAAGAAUUCAGAAUAAGGAAUUGAAAGAGCACGAGAGAGUUAAAGAGUGGAAGGAUUACCAGCGCUACUCCAGGUUUAUAAAGAGAUAUGAACAGAGAAUUCCUCGGAACAAGUUGAACUCGGCACGGUCUCCAUGUGAAGAAGCUUCUCAUGUUCACAAACACAUGAUCAAAGGUUGGACAACAGAUCCGCACGCAAACGAGGCUUACCGACCCUCCAGUAGAACAAGCUACAGCGCCAAACAGCGGCAAGUACAUCCUGAGUACCACUCGGACAGUAGAGACGAUAAUGGAGAGCAGGAAUCCACUGACAAUGAAACCGAGGAAUACAGGCUCAGGUUGAUUAUUUUGCCGGGUGAGAAAGAGGAGAGUGGAACCGAGGGCGAUUAUGCGGCAGAAUCUGGGGAAAUCGAACAGGCAAAUUCAUCGUGCGUCGACGAAGAUGGCAAUCAGAAUGUACAAAAUGAAAACGAUGAUGUUAAAGAAUCUCUUGAGCAAACAGAGGACGAAAAAGCAGAAAAAGCAGCAUAUGAAGAUGACAACUACCUUUGACAAGGAACUGGAAGAGUAGAUUCUUCACAUAGUUUGUAUUGGUGGAGCCAACUGAAAUGACAAUCUAACAAGGAAAGUUACGUAAAUCAUCUGUACCUGUCAGUCGUUCAACAAAAUUGGAACUCAUUGAUACAUGCAGAUCUGAACUGAAAAGUAAGGUUUGACUUCCACUGUGGCUGCAUUGCAGGAAUCUGCGGGCAAUAAACGGCAGUCUUCUAGCUAUAUUAGACGUUUUAACUCUUUUUGAUUUCUUGUUUAGAGUCUAUCAUACAGUUUCUUAGUACACUUUGUCCGCGAUUAAGCAGGGGCGUUGCCAAGUCACAAGCUGACGAACUACUUGAUAACUUCAUGUAUGAUUCAUGAAAUGACUGAACCUUAACGUUCUCUCUUUAUCUCUUUGUUGUAAAGAAAUGUCUUUAAAGUCCUAAGUUAAAUUUAAGGCAAAUAUUUGAGAAGCAUACAAAACAUGAUCAGUUUUGGACGUUGACUUUCAACAAAGUUCUCAUAACUGUACUCAAGUUAAUUUUAUGGUAAAUCGUGAGGAGAAUUCAUGUUUUGAUUUCGAGACAGUAAGGAUUAGCGAGUACUUUUGAAAACUGAGUUUUGGGUGUGAUCCUAGGAGCAAGUGGGUUUUAGGUUUUUACUUUGUUAAAAGAUUACUACAGAGGUAUUAUUUUUGUUAAUAAAAUACCGGAGAGUGCAUUAUAUCAUAAAUCACCUGAUCGACAAUUCCUCAUCAAAAUUGUCAGUAAAUAACUGAGGGUAUUUACCACGAUUGGAGGUAAAUAGCACUCGUUGUUGACCAACGAUUAAGUGAAUAAUUGCCUUAGUGUAUAGCAAACCAGUGGGAUAUUGAGGGUGGUGAGUAAAGAUUAUGCUCUCAAAUGCAGGGUUAAAAAUAUAUUUGGUCAUAUGUUCAUGGGGCAACUCUACAACGAGCGAGGAUUGGUUUUGUAUUUAUCAUUAAAAGAGUGAAAAUGCU